Messenger RNA from Argiope bruennichi, 1684 nucleotides. RefSeq names its product cytochrome P450 4V2-like. The transcript is spliced from 12 exons. Lineage: Eukaryota; Metazoa; Arthropoda; Arachnida; Araneae; Araneidae. The record is from RefSeq and is a predicted model, not a curated record. Gene Ontology annotation, molecular function: heme binding; oxidoreductase activity, acting on paired donors, with incorporation or reduction of molecular oxygen; monooxygenase activity. The coding region runs from base 1 to 1590 and encodes 529 amino acids.
AUGUCAACCCAUUACAUCCCCGAUGAUUACGUCAUCUACAAUCCUGACCUUCUUCGUAAGCAAGGUUAUGGAUUCAGUGUAGCAGUGAAGAUUUGUAUUGUUUUCGUUAAGUAUGUCAAUUGGAGCUGGAAAAUUUUCCAUACUCUACCAGGCACUCAUGUUCCUUUUUUUAAUAUCCUUUCUUGCUUGCCACGCACUAAAAAUUCUGAAAAUGGAUCGUCUCUUCUCGUCCAUAUAAAUCAAGCCGUAUUAGGAUUGUCUAAGUUAUUUAAUCAAGAAAAAUUGUACCACCUUCAGAUAUUUAUUUAUCCAGUAGUUGUUCUAGGAAAAGCUGAGGCUCUCGAGGCAGUUUUCAACAAUUCUAGAUUAAUCGAAAAACCUUGGUUUGUUAAAUGGCUUCAAAUAAUUUUUGGAACCAGUCUUAUAAACAGUGGUGGAGACUUGUGGAGAUGCCGACGAAGAUUUCUGAAAGCAUGUUUUCGCAAAGAUAUUCUGAAUGAAUUCAUGCCCAUCAUGAAUGAACAAUCUCGCAUUCUGGUCGAGAGUUUGAAAACCGAAACGCGCGAAGACUUUACAAAGAUUAGUAGACCCAUGUCAGAAUGCACUUUAAAUAUAACAAAAGAAAUUGUUUGCGGAAUACGUGGAGCCGAGAAUUCAUAUAAAUUAAGAGGAUUUUACCAUGCCGUUAAAUGGGGAAUGAGAUUUUUUGUGGAAAGGUUGAUGAACGUCUUCCUUUGGUUAGAUUUUAUUUAUUUUUCAACCAAGAAAGGAAAGGAAUUUCAGAAGCAUGUUAAAACUGUAAAAGAUGUCACAGGAUCGAUAAUAAAGGAACGAAAGCAAAAAUAUUUGCAAAAAGAAGGCAGCAUAAAAGAAGCAAAGCGAAAGCCUCUACUGGAUUUAUUAAUCGAUUAUCAUCUUGAAAGAAACGACUUCUCAGAAAAUGAUGUCUCAGAUGAACUUGUGUCUUUCAUGACAGCGGGUCAAGAUGCGACUGCAGCAGCACUUUCUUGGACUUUAUACAUGCUCGGCUUGUAUCAAGAUAUACAAGCACAAGUUCACAAUGAGCUGGAUUUGAUAUUUGGUGAUGAUCCUGAAAGAUAUGUGACUCAGACAGAUCUGAACAGAAUGAAAUAUCUGAAAUGUGUCAUCAAGGAAACCUUACGACUGUAUCCACCAGUAUAUUUGUUUGCAAGAGAACUCUUCAAGGAUAUAAACAUAUGUGGCUAUCAGAUACCUAGAGGAACAACCUGUGUGGUGUUGCCACAUGCUCUCCAUCGAGACGAGGAAGUAUUCCCAGAUUCAGAAAGGUUUAUUCCAGACAGGUUUUCACAAGAGAAUUCUCAAAGUCGUAACUCAUAUGCUUACGUCCCGUUUUCAGUUGGACCUAGGAAAUGCAUAGGGCAAAAUUUGGCCAUGAUGAAACUAAUGGUUAUUAUUUCCACCAUACUUCGAAACUAUACACUGGAAUCAUUGGAUCAAAGAGACAAAAUUCUCCCAACCGCAACAAUCACCAUUACUCCUUCUAAGCCCAUUAGAAUUAGAAUAAGAGAAAGACAUUCGAAGGUCAUCUUAGAAACAUAUGAGUGCUGAAUUCUGUAGAGGGAGCGAAACAUCCAGAAGCACCUUUAUUAAAAGAUGAAAAGGUUGUCGGUGUUAUAUGACACAUAUUAAAAAAGGUCAUGUA